AUGGAUAUUGAUCCAAUAUCAAAAAGUGCCAUUAUAUUUGGUUGUGAAUGGGCUCUAUCUGAAAAUUUAAAAGUGAAUCAAAAAGUACUAACCAAACGAAUCACAGAAUAUGUCAAAGGACUGCUUACUAUAAUGUUUCACACUGGUACUGCUAAUCCUAGGCUGAAAAUGAAUACUAAUGAAAUACACGAGGAGCUUUUGAAAAGAGUAACAGAUAAUGAAAUUUCCAAAGAUAAUGUGCUGAAAGUUUCUAUAAUUGCAAAUUGGAUAAUAAGUAUAUCACGAUCAUUCAAGAAAACUAUGAUACUAAGGCUUCUUGAGGAAGCGGAAUCAUCUGAACAAUAA
Molecule: messenger RNA, 345 nt
Organism: Funneliformis caledonium
Lineage: Eukaryota; Fungi; Glomeromycota; Glomeromycetes; Glomerales; Glomeraceae
Source: the annotation of a GenBank genome assembly